AUGGAUGCUAUUGCCUCGAUUUUACAGAAGAAGCUUGAUCCAAAUAGUGAAUCUUUCAUAAAAGCACAUUCGGAUGAAGAUCGUUGCUUAAAGUUGGAGGGUUAUACUGGAGAUUGCAGCCCUAAAGAUUUGUUGGAGUGUAUUCGACAAUUGGAGAAGAUGACAUACUUUAUUUAUAGCAAGAGUGUAGAAGAUCAUCUAUUACAUUUGCGUAGCCUCUUUGAGAAACUUAUGGAGCAGCAGUCGUUGUAUGGGAAGAUAAAGAAGUAUGAAUUCUUAGUUUCUGGUGUUGCGUUCUUGGGGUAUAUUGUUUCACAAGAGGGAGUUCAUGUUGAUCCUAAGAAGUAUAAAGAGGGGAAGAGUAAUGUGGUUGUGUAUGCUUUAUCUCGUCGUGCUUAUUUUUUGCCAGUAAGGGAUGCACAAGUGCUACGCUUUGAGCAUUUGAGUGAGUUAUGUAAAGAUGAUGCUGAUUUUGGUGAGAAAUUGGAGAAAUCAGAUGGCGCAUUUGUGGUUCAAGAGGGUUUCUUGUUCAAGGGAAACAAAUUGUGUCUGCCUAAAUGUGGAGUGAGGAUCUUGUCAGUAAUUGAGGUGCAUAGUGGGGGAGUGGCUGGACAUUUUGGAGUGCAAAAGACUCUUGAAACACUUCAAGAGAACUUCUAUUGGCCGAAGAUAAUUAAGGGUGUUCUUGGUGAUUAG
This is a messenger RNA of Beta vulgaris subsp. vulgaris (sugar beet), 696 nucleotides long. RefSeq lists its product as uncharacterized. The record is from RefSeq and is a predicted model, not a curated record. The transcript is spliced from 3 exons. Lineage: Eukaryota; Viridiplantae; Streptophyta; Magnoliopsida; Caryophyllales; Amaranthaceae. The coding region runs from base 1 to 696 and encodes 231 amino acids.